GGAGAAGAAAGAUGAGCCUUGUUUGUGUGACCCAAAGGGCAGUACUAGGGCCUCAAGGUAGCAGGAGCUGGCAGGCAGAAUUCAAUUCAAUCUCAAAGGAUUUUUUGUGUGGUAGUUAAUUUAAAACCAUCAGAGCUCCCUAGUAAUAGAAUGAGCUCCCCACUCCCAAAGGUGUUUAAGCACAGGCUGGAAGACCAGCUAUUGGGGAUAUUAUGUAUGAAGAGCAUGCACCAGAGAAGCAAAUGGACCAUAAUUCAGAGACUCUUCAGCCUGGCUGUACAUCAUAAUUACCUGGGGAAUUUCAAAGAUACAGAUUCUGGGGCCACAGUCCAACUUAAUAAGAAAUCUCUAAAAAUAGGGACGAAGGAUCUGCAUUUUUAGUAACAUAUCUUUUCAAUAAGCUUCCCUCCUGCUGGUGCCAACCUACUGCUGGUCACAUGGACCAGAGUUUGGGACCCUGAGCCAAAUCAUUUGUGAGAGUCUGAGGCUCUCUGACCUUGACUCUUACUAUCUUCUAACCUCUGUCUAUCUGCUCACAGCUUCUGGGAACCCAGGACUCAAGGGUACCAGGUCACUCCUCAUCCUAUCCUGAUAGAACUGACAACAGUUCUGUCUUCUCCCUUACCAGCCCCCUUUCAGGGUCCUCUCAUUUCUAGCCAUACCUUUGCCAGUCCCUGCCUGUGGAGUUCUGUAAUACUAAUGCUAACAAUACUAGUAUUAACCUCUAACGCUUGUCAUGAGCACUGAUAGCUAACAUUUCUCGAACACCUCCAAAGUGCCUGGCACUCUACUUACUGAUUUUAGUGCACAAGGAAGCGGAAUAAGGUGGUCGUUAGGAGUGUUUGCCAUGGAAUCAGAUGGUGUAGCUUCAUAUCCCUGCUCUCCCAAUUGUGAACUGGGUGAUCUUGGGCAAAUUGCAUAACUUCUCUGUGCCUCAAUUUCCUCGUCUGUGAAAUGGUGGUGAUUAUAGUAUCCACUACAAUGAGUUGUGAGGAUCGAGUGAGCAAUGCCCAUGUGGUAAGCUCUCAGUACUUUUUACCUGUUUUUAUUAUUAUCAUUGCCAUUGUUUUCUGACUGAAUCCUCUCAAAAGCCCCGUGAGGUAGGUACCCUUAUUAUCCUGAUUUCACUAAUUAUGUAACUGGAAUACAGAGAGGAUGGGUCACACAGGGUCUCCUUCCUGCUCACAAGCAGCCACUUCACCUCCAGGUAGGGAGAUGCUGCAGGUCAAGGAAUCAUAUACUCAGAUGUUCACAGGGCCCAGCUAGCAAAGCCAAUGAUGAGGUGACCCCUUAUACAUGCCCUCAGUAGGGAGAGGUGGGCACUAUGGCAAAUGACAGAGCCAUGCCCUGGCCAAAGGAAGCAGCUGCUCCUUCACUCCAGCUCCUGGUGGACUUAAAGGCAUGCUGGCCCAGGGGCCAGUUCUUUGGAUUCUUUCAGAACAGUUGGAAAUCUCUACUAUUAUGCCAAAUUUUCCCGGUUAUUAAAUACCAGAAAUUAAUUUUUUAAAUUUAAAUAUUGGGUGAAGCAAAUAGAACACUUCUAUGGGCUUAAUCUGUCCUGUGAGCUACCUGCUCUGCCAUAGCUACUAGGGGACAAUAUGAGACCCCAGGCCCCUGCAUUGAAGGAGGAUCUCCAAAGCCAGAAAGAUUUGAGAUGCUGCCUCUGGAGGCUGAUCUCCAACUGAAAUACUUCUUACAGUAGAGGUCAGAGUUCUCACCCCUUCUCCCUGACCUCCCACAUCCUCUCUGCAAAACCCUGGCCCCACCUCUGCUCUCUGUGAUUUUUUUUGUUUUCCCAUCUGUAGCCACAACUGUCCACCUCUGUGUACUUGAGGAGGCUGAGCAGCACCAGAAGGAUAUAACCAGAAUUCUCCAGCAACAUGAAGAGGAAAAGAAGCAAUGGGAACAACAGCAUAACUUCGUCUGUUCUGACUGAGACAGGAAGUCAGAUGUUAAACACAAUUCCACAGAAUUAACUACGAUUACAAGUGCUCCAGAAAGUUUAGAAUGCAAUGAAAGUACGUGAUGGAAGCUCUUAACCAAGUCUGUGGGAUCAGAGGAGACAUCUCUGAGGAAAUAACACUCAAGACAAGACUUUAAAAAUUAGUUGGUAAUGAAAAUUGAGGACUAGUUUGCAAAAUUACCAACAUGUAGUCAUCAAAUGUCAAAAAGGAGCCCUGGUGGCACAGAGGUUAAGCGCUCAGCUGCCAACCAAAAGGUGGAGAAGGAAAGGGAGCUGGAGCUUCAAGAGAAAUUGGCUGAGCAGCGACUAGUCCUGAAGGGAGAGCAUGAGGAGGCCCUGCGAGUCCUCCGAGCCGCACAUGAGCAGGAGAAAGAAGCCCUUAUCCAAUCCUCCCAGGAAGCAAAGGCAGCCCUGCAGGAGACCAUAGAUGGUCUGACCUCACAGCUACAGGCCUUUCAAGCCAAGAUGAAGAGGGCAGAAGAGUCCAUUCUGAGCCGAAACUAUAAGAAGCACAUCCAGGAUUAUGGGAGUCCCAGCCCAUUCUGGGUGCAGGAGCUGGAGAGCUUGCACUUUGUCAUCGAGAUGAAGAAUGAACGUAUUCACGAACUGGACAAGCGGCUGAUCCACAUGGAAACAGUGAAAGAAAAAAACCUGAUGUUAGAGGAGAAAAUCACCACCCUGCAACAGGAGAACGAGGACCUCCACAUCCGAGGCCGGAACCAGGUGGUUAUGUCCAGCCAUAACCACUACAUUUUCCUUGAAAAUUUAUUGAAUGAAAACAUAGUAUUCAACACAGACUUGUAAUGAAUGUAUUUUCACUCAUGUAUGUUUGUGGCCUGACUGAAUAAACACCACAGUGCAAAUGCCUCCAAAUAUAGCCAUAAACCGCUUGCUCCUUAAUACAGGGUUUUGUCUGUAUCCUAACCGUUGCUUGCAGCCGCUAGAAAACCUGAGGGGUUCUUGUUGAAGCAAGAUUCCUGCUAUGUAAAAUCAGUUGUCAUUCAUAGAAUGAAGGAGGUCUUGUGGUGGAGUUCAAAGCAGUUGAGAACUAAGGAUCAUGGGGAGCUGGGUUCCAGUUCUGGCUUUGCUGCUUGCUGUGUGACCUUGAGCAGCCUCUUCUUUCUGGGCCCCAGUUCCCCACCUGUUUGAGGAAGGUGUUGGCCGCCUAGGCCUCUUGCCAUCUAGGGCUUUAACAUUCUCUUUUCAGUGGUUGAGUCCCACAAGGAGGGAAAGGACUCUGAGAGGUAAGAGUUUAUCUUCCAGCCUCAUAGGCUCAGCACUCCCAAGGGAGGGUGCUGGGAGCUUGGCUGGUCACCACUCUGAGCCCAAGUUCUAGCUGAUGGUUCCCUAGUAGAGGGAUUUCACAAGAAGAGUAUACAUGUGUCCCAGAUAAUGGUAUAUGGGCCC
Messenger RNA from Trichechus manatus latirostris (Florida manatee), 3370 nucleotides. It is a transcript of the gene CCDC69, whose product is annotated as coiled-coil domain containing 69. Gene Ontology annotation, cellular component: cytoplasm; nucleus. Lineage: Eukaryota; Metazoa; Chordata; Mammalia; Sirenia; Trichechidae. The transcript is spliced from 8 exons. The coding region runs from base 2162 to 2767 and encodes 201 amino acids. Gene Ontology annotation, molecular function: microtubule binding. The record is from RefSeq and is a predicted model, not a curated record.